Molecule: messenger RNA, 2522 nt
Organism: Thrips palmi
Lineage: Eukaryota; Metazoa; Arthropoda; Insecta; Thysanoptera; Thripidae
Product: BTB/POZ domain-containing protein 6-A-like
Exons: 6
Coding region: 212-1507 (431 amino acids)
Biological process (GO): neurogenesis
Cellular component (GO): cytosol
Molecular function (GO): protein binding
Source: RefSeq, a predicted model, not a curated record
UUUGCUGACCUAUAAUCAGCAGCCCCUCCGCGGGCGGGCCCUGGGGUCUACGAGGGCGGGAGUUCCUCAGACCUGCAGCCAGGCCAGGUGCCCUUGCCCUGCGGCGCCUUGAAGCGGCCUGAGGCCUAACACCGCCUACGCUGCAUCAGCACCCACCUUAGGGACCGCUUGACGCGUCCCGCAGCGCGAGGACUCCGCCGGCACCUUCGCGAUGGCGGCCCCCAUCCCGAGGCCCAUCUUCGACUUCCCGUUCGAGACGGUGGCCAACGCCGAGCCGCUCCGCCUGCUGCACAACGAGGCCGAGGGCGACGUGGAGUUCGUGGUGGGCCCCGACGGGGACACCUGGCGCAUCGUCGGCCACCGCGACGUGCUCUCCGGCAGCUCGCCCGUCUUCAAGGCCAUGCUCACCGGGCCGCUCGCCCACGAGGGCAGGGUGCGCAUCUACGACGUGGACGGCCGCGCCUUCUUCCAGCUGCUCGUAGUCCUGUACGGCGGCGAGCCCGACAAGAUGCGCUCCGAGCGCGCCUGCAUGGUCACCAUGUACGCCGCCAACAAGUACCUGUGCGGCAAGCUGUUCCUGCACUGCGUGGUGGCGGCCGACAGCUUCCUCCUCCCCUGCAACGUGCUGCGCUUCAUGCAGACCGCGCGCAUCUACAUCCCGGACAACAUGGACGUGGACGCCACCUUCAGCCCCACCGCGCCGCCUCUGGAGGACAGUGAGGCGGACAGGGACUCGGUGCACGUGCAGGUGGUGGCCGAAGUGAUGAACGAGCAGGGCGCCCAGGACGGCGAGGGCGGCCUCUACAGCCAGUACAGCCCGGACGCCGCCGCGAAGGGCGAGAUCGAGGAGCUGUCGCUGGCGGACCUGCUGAUGCUGCUGCGCCGCCCCACACUGCACGUGCGUCGGGAGUCGCGCGUGUACGGCGCCCUGGAGCGCUGGGCCAACCGGGACUGCCGGCGCCGCGGCCUGCACGCCUCGCCGGAGAACCGGCGCGCCGCGCUGGGCGAGGCCCUGUUCCUGGUGCGCUACCUGCGCAUGUCGGUGCGCGAGCUGCUGGAGACGGUGCAGCACGGCGUGCUCAACAACUUCGAGACGGCCUGGCUGCUGGGCAAGGCGGUGGGCGACCAGGCCAAGGUGCUGCCCAACUCGAUCGAGGACUUCCACCCGCCGGAGACCUUCCGCCCGCACGCGCGCCUGCUGGCCGUGCUGCGGCCCAUCCCACGGCCCUGCUUCAUCCAGCUGAGCCCCCGCUGCGUGUACGAGAUCCCGGGCUUCCACGACGAGGGCACCAUGACGGACUGGAGCUGGCCGAUGCAGACGACCGAGGCCGAGCUGAAGGGGCAGAUCAAGGUCCUCAAGAAGAUCCUCAAGGCCCACAGGAAGGCGAUAAAGCGGCAGCGGAGGCAGCGCCAGCAGCCCGAGGAUGACAGCGGACGGCGGCGGGAGUACAGCUCUGGCUGCUUUGUGCAGGGCUUCUUCUCCGUGCUGGCCUGCAUAUUCGACUGACAACGACAGGACCCUGGCCGUCGCGACCUCAUCGCCCUCCGUGGCCCCCGACUCGACGAAAGCGCCCACCGCAUCCAAGUCGACCUGAGCCCCCGCCACCUCCAACUCGAACGCGUCGACAGCCCACGCCGCGGCCGGCAACGCGACGGGAGCCCCCCUCGCCGCCAAAGCCACCGUGGCACGCGCGCAGCGCGCAUCAUGUUGCUUGUUUUGGUUGUUUACUUUUUCGUUUACUGGAUCUUCCUCAUGAUCCUCUUUCAACGAACGUUCCUCCCCAAGCUUUUCUCCGGCUCCCGGCUUCUAGGCGUUCUCCGCAUGUGAGGGCGAGGACGCGGAGGGCGCUUCGCUGUGCCUCGCUGUGCUUCGCUCGGGCCGACAGCAGACUGAUUCCGAGAGUCGUUUCCUCCGCCGUGUCUCUCCCGCACCUGUACGGGACGUUCAUGGAGGCGUGAGAAAGACUACCUCCACGCCCCGCCCCGUGAGUGCGAGGGAGGCAGGGCGACGGAAACGACUCUUUGGGUCAGUUUGCUGGCCGACGGGAAGCGGAGCGGAGACUUGGGGGAAUUCCCUCCCGGGCCGCCGCGCCCCAAGGUCCACUGGCCGAGCUUCAAGUCGCUGCGGAGUGUUUUUAGUGGGGCACUCUUGCAGCGCAGCGUUAUACUUAACCCACUGCCUUUCUGUGAUUCUAUUGUUUUCUUCAUUGUGUCCAUCUUUUUGUUUUUGACUGAUAAUUUUAAUUUUAUGAAAACGUAUUUUCCGUUACUUUAAGUUUAGUUUGUAGUAGGCUCUUACUUUUACUUUCAAUGAAAUUUAUGGACCACUUGUCUAAGCGCACAAGCGCGUGAUUUAAUUGUUGAGGGAAUUUGUUGGUCUUUGUUCUGUCUGAGGAUAGAAUUGUCGAAUUGGUCUGAUUAGUGACGGUCUGUCUUUGCGCGAAAGUGGACUGUAACAUUUAUGUUGUGAAGGUAUUAAGUUGCAAUUGACUCUCUCUCAAAUACAUUCUUAUAACUUGUAA